GCUCAAGACGCAGGUCAAAGCCUGCCUGAUCGUCAUGGCGCAUCCCCCCCCGUAAUCCCGCCUGCGUCAAUGACGGUCGGCCCGCCAGAGGUCGAGGGAGCCGCCCAGCGCAUCGGCCGUGCGCUGGGCGGCGGCUUGUGCUGCCCGUUCGACCAUGGAGCAGCGAGCCCCCUGGAGGAGUUCUACGACCCCCUGAUGGUGGGGGCUCUGCAGGCGCACCUGAUUAGCGAGGAGCCGCCGAUGUGGGUCAUCGACGCCCCGCCGCAGACCGAGCCAGCCGCGGAGAGCGACGUCGCCGGACGACGACGAGGAGGAUCGAGGGGAGACGGCGACGAAGAGGUCGUCGGCUGGAUACGGCCCUUCAUCGAGUACGUGGAGGAGCAGACUGGCGCCGAGGCCCUCUGGGAGCCGUUCAACACGAAAAACGCCUUGCACCAGCCCCCCGAGCGAUGCUGGGUGGAGAGCCGCGCCCCAAUGGGCGGGGGGCCCGCCGAGAAGCUGGCGGGCCUCCAGGCCUUCCUCAGGCUCGCGUCCGGUGGCGGAACGACCUUUAUGGACAAGGGGCACCGGUUCGCCGCAAAGAGGUACCCGCACGCAGGGGUGCCGGAGGGGGCGGAGAGCGUCGGCGAAGCCGGCGCGGAGUGCUACGCCGCGGAGGCGCAGCACAUCGACCGGCUGCAGCGCUGUCCUGACAACGCCCAGCCAGAGGAGGGGGAGGCCAAGCUCUACGGCGAGCCGACCCACUUCACCCUGGUCGUCGGCUUCGACGACGCCACGGGCGGCACCUUCUUCCCGCACGGCAGGCUGCUCCCUGGGCUGGCGGCGCGGCCGGAGGGCGUGUCGCAGGGGACGCGGGGGGGCAUCUCGGGCAGUAGCAUGCGCGGACGGGCCCUCCUCUGGAGCAAUCACCGGGGCUCCGUGGACCCGGCCAGCGGCAAGGCAGUGCCGCUCCUUGCCUCGCUGCACCAGUCCGUGCUCAAGGGACCGGCCGGCGGCAACUCGCGGGAGCCACGCCGCGUCUGCAUCUUCGGCUGGGCGCAGGAGGGCCGCAAGUGGGAGCGCAGCGGCUUCCACGAGUGCCUCGAGUACGAGCCGCCGAAGGUGCGGGCAGAGUUCUUCGGCCGCACGAUGUUGCAGGAGCUGCAGGGCUGGGAGGACGGCCAGCGCGGACGGGAGGUGAAGCACCACUUGAAGAACCCCGAGGUCCAGAGGGAGAUACAGGAGGGGCUGGCGAACAACACCCUGAGCCAGCAGACGCGCAACUGGCUCGCGGAGUACGGGUACACGGACAGGUCGGAGGUCUAUCAGCUCAUGAUCGAACACAUGGCGGACGGCCUAUUCAGCUGGAGCUUCCUGACCCUCGGAGGCAACUGCAAGCACAGCUUCCGGGUGCCCUGCAAGAGCAUGAAGCUGAGCGAGCUGGUCACCAGACUGAAGGAGAACUUCCCCGUCGAACCCAAGGUCGUGGUCUCGAGGGUCGAGGCCCUCGACCACCUCACGAGGAAGAAGAUCGAGAACCCACAGCGGCUCGUGCAGCAGGGCGAGCAGGUGAUCAUCGUGAUCAAGACGAUGGAUAUGCCGAAGAUGACCGUGUCGUCCGGGACGCAGACCGCGUCGACCGGGUCCGACGCCACCGGGUCGCAGCCCGCGCCGAAGGCCGCGGCGCAGUCUACCGCGGCUUCCUCCACGGGCUACCCGGCACCGCCGGGGGCGGCCGCGGCAGGCGGGGGGCGGCCAGGCGGGCCGCUCCCGGACGCCAUGGUCGGGCGCGUGAAGACCGAGAGCGCCGCUUCGGGUUCCUCGCAGCCUUCGGCCGCCCUGAGCCCGAGCGGCGGGAGUGCCGCCGCGAACGCGGCGGAGAAGGGGAGGGCGUCGCUGCGCAAGGCGAACACGGAGCACUUCACCCCGAAGCAGCUCGACAUCGACGUCAAGAGCAGCAAGAGCGGCAGCGACGAAAGACCUCAGAUCGGCAGCGACGAAAGACCUCAGAUCGGCAGCGACCCGCCUGCCUCGUCCUCCAGAUCGCCGGCCCUGGGGCGCUCCAGGACCACCGCGCUGACGGCCCUGCUCGGGUAUCGCAAAUCGAACAGCGGCGCCUCGAAUGCGGGCAAGUGAGCCCCGCCCCCUUCCCCCCCGAUUUCGGAUUUCGGGGGCGCCGUUUCCCAGCAGUUGCGGCUCGCUGGAGCGGCGGUCGGUCCGUGAUUUUUGUCGGCCCCCUGCUCGGGGCGUCUGGUCCUCGCGGAGAGGUCUUUGA
Molecule: messenger RNA, 2254 nt
Organism: Prorocentrum cordatum
Lineage: Eukaryota; Dinophyceae; Prorocentrales; Prorocentraceae
Source: the annotation of a GenBank genome assembly